UCCCGCCGGCCCGGGCGGCGCUGCCGCGGGCGGAGCGGCCCCUCCCGCCCCCGCCGGGCCCGUGGCCGCGACCCGGCCGCGCUUCCCGCCCUGCCCCUUCCCCUGAGGAGGCACCGCCCGCCCGCCGCUGCCGGCCAUGGCUGACUGGGCCCCCAUAGCCAAGGAGUACGACCCGCUCAAGGCCGGCAGCAUCGACGGCACCGAUGAGGAGCCCCACGACCGGGCCAUCUGGCGGGCCAUGCUGGCGCGGUACGUGCCCAACAAGGGAGUCACGGGAGAUCCUCACCUCACCCUCUUCGUGGCGAGGCUCAACCUUCAGACCACGGAAGAGAAGCUAAAGGAGGUCUUUUCCCGAUACGGAGACAUCAGGAAGAUCCGUCUGGUUCGGGACCUGGUCACGGGCUUUUCCAAGGGUUACGCCUUCGUUGAGUACAAGGAGGAGCGCGCUCUCCUGAAGGCCCACAGGGACGCCAACAGGCUCGUCAUCGACCAGCACGAGAUCUUUGUAGACUUUGAGCUGGAAAGGACUCUCAAAGGAUGGAUCCCCCGCAGGCUCGGAGGUGGCUUUGGAGGCAAAAAGGAAUCCGGGCAGCUGCGGUUCGGAGGACGGGACAGACCUUUCCGAAAGCCCAUCAAUCUGCCGAACGUGAAAAACGAUUUCUAUGGAGAAGGAUCAUCGGAGAAAAGGAACUGGAAUCGUGAGGGAACGAGGGACUGGAGAACGAGGGACCGGGACCACGAGAGGAGCAGAGACAAGCGCUGGGGGGAGAGGGAGCGCUCGUGGGCUUGGGGCGACGGUGAGAGAGACAGGGACUCCAGAGAGGAGCGGAGCAGAGGGAGGGACAGGAAGGACAGAGACAGGAAGGACAGGGACAGAGACCGGAGCAGGGAGAGAGAGCCCAAGAAGCAAAGAGAUGAUGAUAAGCACAGAUAGGUGACCAUGAAACGCUCACUCAUUGGAAAUACAGGAAUAGAAUAGCAACGAACUAAAGCUUCUGAAAAAUGGGCCCCAAAACAGAAGCUGAUGGGAAUGAUUUCAUUUUCUUGAAGAUGCUGGGACAGGUGAGACCUUUGGUGAUGCUGUGUCCUUAACUAGUUCUGCCAGGUGAGAGACAAGCACGUGGCCAAUCCAUUUUGUACUCAUGGGAAGCUGUGGCUCCUUUGUACCCCAGGAAUGUGCAGCACAGAGCAGUAAACAGGUCAGAAAAUGC
This is a messenger RNA of Myiozetetes cayanensis, 1211 nucleotides long. It is a transcript of the gene SNRNP35, whose product is annotated as small nuclear ribonucleoprotein U11/U12 subunit 35. The record is from RefSeq and is a predicted model, not a curated record. Lineage: Eukaryota; Metazoa; Chordata; Aves; Passeriformes; Tyrannidae. Gene Ontology annotation, cellular component: precatalytic spliceosome; U12-type spliceosomal complex. The transcript is spliced from 2 exons. Gene Ontology annotation, molecular function: snRNA binding; mRNA binding. Gene Ontology annotation, biological process: mRNA splicing, via spliceosome. The coding region runs from base 137 to 934 and encodes 265 amino acids.